CGUUGUAUAAGAUGAGUGUUAGUUUUACAUUUUCCUUCCGGAUAUUAAAUAUAAUAACUAUAAUAUAAGAUGUCUACUCCAUUCGGUGUUGAUUUGGGUAACGAUAACACAGUUAUUGCCUGUGCCAGAAACAGAGGAAUUGACAUUAUUGUCAAUGAAGUUUCCAACCGUUCCACUCCAACUCUUGUUGGAUUUGGUAUGAAGGCCAGAGCCAUUGGUGAAUCAGGUAAGAACCAACAAACCAGUAACUUGAAGAACACUGUACACAACUUGAAGAGAGUCUUGGGUUUGGACUACAAGGACCCAGACUUUGCCAUUGAACAAAAGUACUUCUCCGCUCCAUUGCUUGAAAACAAGGAUGGUGGUGUUUCCACCAAGGUUAGAUUCUUGGGUGAACAACAAGAAUUCACUGCCACUCAGUUGACCGCCAUGUACUUGAACAAGAUCAAGGACAUCACUGCCAAGGAAACUAAGCUUAACAUUGCUGAUAUUUGUUUGAGUGUCCCAGUUUGGUACACUGAAAAGCAAAGAAGAGCUGCUUCUGACGCUUGUAAGAUUGCUGGAUUAAACCCAGUCCGUAUUGUCAACGAAGUCACUGCCGCCGCUGUUGGUUACGGUGUCUUCAAGGCUAACGACUUGCCAGAAGAUGAACCAAAGAAGGUUGUUUUCCUUGACAUUGGUCACUCUUCCUUGCAAGUUUCCGUUGCUGCUGUCAAGAGAGGUGAACUUAAGAUUUUGGGAUCUGCUUAUGACAAGCACUUUGGUGGUAGAGAUUUCGACUACGCCAUUGCUAACCAUUUUGCUGACGAAUUCGUUGGUAAGUACAAGAUCGAUGUCAGAGAAAACCCAAAGGCUUUCUACAGAGUUUUAACUGCCGCUGAAAAGUUGAAGAAGGUUUUGAGUGCCAACACCCAAGCUCCUUUCAACAUUGAAAGUGUCAUGAACGACGUUGAUGUUUCCAGUAGUAUGAACAGAGAUGAAUUGGAAGAAUACGUCCAACCAUUGUUGAACAGAGUCCACAUUCCAAUUGAACAAGCUUUGAAGGAUGCUGGUUUGUCUGUUGAAGAUGUUGACCUGAUUGAAGUUAUUGGUGGUUGUACCAGAGUUCCAUCUUUGAAGGCCAAGGUCCAAGAAAUCUUCGGAGGUAAGCAACUUUCUUUCACCUUGAACCAAGACGAAGCCAUUGCCAGAGGUAACGCCUUCAUUUGUGCUAUGCACUCUCCAACCUUGAGAGUCCGUCCUUUCAAGUUCGAAGAUUUCAACCCAUACACCGUCUCCUACUUCUGGGACAAACAAGAAGAAGAUGAAGACCACUUGGAAGUUUUCCCAAGAGGUGGUCUUUUCCCAUCUACCAAGAUCAUUACCUUAUUCAGAAAGGGAGACUUCACCGUUGAAGCUAGAUACACCAAGAAGGAAGAAGUUCCAGCUGGUACCCAACCUGUUGUUGCCAAGUGGGAACUCAAGGGUGUUGUUCCAAGCGAAGGUGAAACUUCUAUUGCUUGUAAGUUGAAGUUGAGAAACGACCCAUCUGGUUUCUACACCAUUGAAUCUGCACACACUGUUGAAGAACAAUUGGUUAAGGAAUUGAUUGAAGAAGAACCAAAGGAAGAAGGUAAGGAAGAUGAAGAAGAAGAAGAAUCCGAACCAAAGUACAGAGAAGUUAAGAAGCUUGUCAAGAAGAACGACUUGGAAAUCAUCUGUACCUCUGCUGCUCUUCCAGCUGAAGAACGUGAAGCUUUCACUGAAAAGGAAAACUCUCUCACCAUGUCUGAUAAGCUUGUUGCUGACACCGAAGACCGUAAGAAUGCUCUUGAAGAGUACAUUUACGAACUUCGUGGUAAGCUUGACGAUCAAUACAAGGACUUUGCUUCUGACGAUGAAAAGUCUAGAUUGACCGAAAAGUUGGCUAAGGCUGAAGACUGGUUGUACGAUGAUGGUUACGAUGCAUCCAAGGCUAAGUACAUUGCUAGAUACGAAGAAUUGGCCAUGAUUGGUAACAUCAUUAGAGGUAGAUACUUGGCUAAGGAAGAAGAAAAGAAGCAAGCCUUGAGACAAAAGCAAGAAUCCAGAGCUGCUGACGCCAUGGCUGAAAAAUUGGCUGCUGCUAGACAAGCUUCCAAGGAAGAUGUUGAAAUGAAGAACUAGAGGGGUUGAAUUCUUUAUACACUGAUAUAUAUAUAUAGUUUUGAAUAGAAGUAAAGUGAGAAGA
Messenger RNA from [Candida] anglica, 2209 nucleotides. The record is from the annotation of a GenBank genome assembly. NCBI's taxonomy places the organism in Eukaryota, Fungi, Ascomycota, Pichiomycetes, Serinales, Debaryomycetaceae.